AUCUCUUCCACCAGCUUAACCACCGAACAGUUCGUACAGCUCAGGAUAUUCUCUUGUGUUCGCCAUGGCGGCACGGAAACUUCAAACCGAAAUCGACCGCACCUUGAAAAAGGUUGCCGAAGGUGUCGACCUCUUCGAGAGUAUAUAUGAAAAGAUGCAGUCUUCGACUAACCAAACGCAGAAGGAGAAGCUCGAAAUGGAUCUCAAGACACAGAUCAAGAAAUUACAGCGACUACGGGACCAGAUCAAGACGUGGGUGGCCAGCAAUGACAUUAAGGACAAGUCACAGCUGUUAGACAACCGGAAGUUGAUCGAAACGCAAAUGGAGAAGUUCAAAGCCUGCGAGAAAGAAAUGAAGACGAAAGCGUUUUCUACAAUCGGUCUCAUACAAGCCGCGAAACUGGAUCCCAAAGAGCAGGAGAAAGAAGAAGAGACCUUAUGGCUGCAAAGCAAAGUUGAAGAGCUUCAGAUGCAAAUCGAGCAGGCGGAGGCAGAGAUCGAGGCUCUACAAGGCACGGGUAAAAAGAGAGGGAAGGCGUCGUCGACAGCUGGUCGCUUGGAGGACCUCGAGCAUCUGAAUGAGCGACGGAAAUGGCACGUCAGCCGGCUGGAGCUUGUUUUACGGCUCCUGCAGAACGGUUCCUUGACAACAGAGAAAGUCACAGGGCUUCAUGAGGAUGUGUCAUAUUUUGUGGAGAGCAAUACGGAAGAAGACUUCGACGAAGAUGAGGGUAUAUACGACGACCUCAAUCUGGAUGAGGAAGAAGAGAAAUUCGGUCUGCCUGCAGGUGAUGAUGAUGACAGUGACGAAUCAGAUGGACACAGCGAAGUCGACCUACCACCAAGAACGCCGAAGAAACAUGACGAGGAAAGUGUUGCCAGCAGCAAACAACACGAAAGUCCAAUAUUAAAGAAGUCGACACUACAGCUACGGAAACAUUCUGUGGAUAUAGCGAAGCCCUCACCCCCAAAUCCGAAUUUUGCUCAGCAGCCUAUGUCCAGCAUAGUGAAGGCGGGCUUGCCUACACCUCGGUCGGUAGCUACACUGCCGCCAAUACGGUAUGCAACUGCUGCUGCUGCUGCAGUAGCGCCGCCGGCGCCGGCUUCAGCGACUACAAUAGUGUCACCUCCAACGUCAAAUGCCCCUCCGUUGUCGGCCGUUCCUCCAAUAUCAUAUCAAUCAGAACAAGCUACUCUAUCGUCGCCAAGCUUGACGCAUCCAUCUGUAACGAGCCCUAUGCUAUCAUCUGCUGCUUCCCAACAGCCCGAUGGUUCGUUCUAUUCCAGUCAGGAAUCACCGGUGGUGUCAGAAGCCGUACCAAGUUCACUUGACGGCCCUGCAGCGACGUCUUCGCCCCAAAGGAUGUUGGCAACACGAAUAGAUUCGGUGUCUGAACUCAAGGUGGCUGCCCAGUCACCCAGCGCAUCGCAUGUGCUAGCCAUCUCAUCUGAUCAGACCGCCAACGGUUCAGCGCAGACGCAACCACAACCCUCGCCCCUGCCGCAGCAGGUGCAGCAAGCAGCAGGUCCCUCAACGUCUGGCUCGUCACCUUUGCCUUCACAAGCGCAAGUACCGCAGUUCCCUCCUGGCGUCAAAGUACCAGCAGAGACAAUCUCUGUGCAACAGCAACACAGGCCAUCGGCCGCUCCGGGCGCGUUCCCUGGCUCCCUCUCAGAUCUAGUGGUGUCGUUUGAGAGUGUAAAGCAGAAAGCUCUACGGGUGCCGAACAAUGAUAACGUGCAUAAAAUGCUCGAGGGUGGAUAUUCGAGCAUGCCGCAACCACAAGAUACUGAGAAGCCCAAAUACUAUGUCCCGAGAACGCCUUACCAGACAGCGUCGUAUUACCCUCAGACACCGCAUCCUCUAUUGAGUACCCCUGCAAUAUUUUCGCAGUUGGAUGUAGAAACGUUGUUCUAUGUGUUCUACUUCCUCCCGGGGACAUAUCAUCAGUAUCUUGCGGCAAAAGAGCUGAAGCGCCAGUCCUGGCGAUUCCACGUGAAAUAUCUGACAUGGUUCCAGCGACACUCAGAGCCCCAGGCCAUAACGGAGGAGUACGAGCAAGGGGUGUACGUUUACUUUGACUGGGAAGGGUCAUGGUGUCAAAGGAAGAAGAGCGACUUCCGCUUCGAGUACCGCUAUCUCUCAGAAGAGUGAUCGCGAUUCUUCACUUUUCUUGACCUUUUAGGCCAAGGUGCUUUAUUCAUGUUUGACAUAUAUAUCAACCUCAUUGUAUCUCACAACAAAUGAGACGGACGCGCGAUUUUGUGAUUUUAUAUCGGU
Molecule: messenger RNA, 2281 nt
Organism: Guyanagaster necrorhizus
Lineage: Eukaryota; Fungi; Basidiomycota; Agaricomycetes; Agaricales; Physalacriaceae
Exons: 12
Coding region: 65-2155 (696 amino acids)
Biological process (GO): regulation of DNA-templated transcription
Cellular component (GO): nucleus; CCR4-NOT core complex
Source: RefSeq, a predicted model, not a curated record